CAGUCGCAAAGAUCAGCCGGCCGCCCAGCGCGUCUGCGCCGCCGCACUAAAAUCCCAAACGCUCGCGCCGCGGGCGGCCAGCGCGAGCAAUGGCUGCCCAACCGCCGCGUCCACCUCCCAACAACCUGCUCUUCAGCGGGCCCCCACCCUCCUUACCGCGAGUAGUUUUAUUACCUAGUGACCCUACUGUGCCCCGAACUACUUACGAUGCGUUGCAUGCUGUCCUUGACCAAAGCAACAAUGUAGAUGACUUGGACGAAAUAAACAACGUGGGUGUGCCCAACUAUGAUGAACUGUUUAGUGAUCAAGAAGACAAGCACGUGUUCGAGAGAGAUCAUGCAGCUGAACAGUUUCAUACGUUCAAUUUUAUACGACGAACGCGUAGUUUUGAUAUUUCGGAUAUUUAUGAAACCACAUAUGAUAGCGAUUUAGGUGAUAGCGUUUUCAGACACCGUCGUUCUGAACCAGAUUUAUCAAAGUAUGGUCUGUUUCUUGAAACAGAAAUAGCUAUGCAACCUUUACAACCCCCUCCACUUGUGUUAAACAAUCCUUUUUAUGAAGGUGCAUAUGCUAUAACUCCUGACGACUUAAGUGAGAAUAUAGUUGUUGUAUUACCAGAAAAUUAUUUAGCCUUUGAAGAUUCUUUUGUGCCUACAUGGGAAUACAAGCCAGAAUUUAUCGUAAACCCAGAAUUAAAUUCUGGUCUAUAUCAUGAUGGACUCCCGUUAAUACCUCCUAAUGAUCCAUGGUCUGCGUAUGGAAACCGGAACAAUUUGUUCCAGUAUUAUACACCUCAGUUUGAAAUACCUUCUGAAGAAGCUGGUGUGCAAUACAUGCGUUUAAGUGAUUUAGAAUAUGCUAAUUUACCGCAAUACAUGAGUCUUCCAGUGGCCGAGCAAGUUACACAAAUUGAAUCACAUUCAUCUACCGAUGAAAUUAAAGAAAGUGAAGUAAAGCAGGAUAACCUGAGUAACGAUUGUGAUGCUCCAAAGGAAAAUGAUAAUAUUACAACAAAUCCACAAAAAGGAGCAAUAUCUGAGACAGUUACAAUCAAUACAUUCAAUGACGAAGAUAAGCUUAGCAUCGUUGAUUCUAAUAUAAACAGAGAAUCUUCUCUCAGUGAAGAUCUUGAAUCUUUCAAUGCAGACAUUUCUAAUGACGUGACCUCUAGUUUAGCAUACAUGCCCAGUAGCAAAAGUUCACAAAGGAACUGUGGAAGUGACGAUACAAGUGACGACACUUCUCCAUGUUCAACUGACUAUCAUGAAGCUUCUGCUCUCGAUUUAGCUCAAAGUUUAGAUGAACUAUCUUGUUGUGAUAGCACUGAUUUUUCUCAAAGUAGAGAUGAAACUUCUCCAAUGAAUGAAGAUUUACUUGACGAUAAUAAAACAGUGCCUAGUUUAGUUAAAAAUGAAUGUAAUGGAGCAAACAAAGUUAAUCCAGUGGCUAGUAUACCUCUCAAUCAAUUACCCUCCAUUCCAUUAGAAAAACAUUUGCCCCAGAAACUCCCAAUAGUGCCGCAUAGUAUUAAAGAUAAGGAAAAAACUUUACAGACCGCUUCGAAUUCUCAAUGUUCUAGUGUGGUCGCGUGUGAACCAUUAGUAUCAAAAAGUGUCAAAACAAUACCUAGUGUAGCUAACGAAAACAACAACUUUAAACCUGUGACUCCUAAUACCACGCCUAUAAAUAAUGUAGAAAUUGUCAAAUCUGCAACAGUCAGGCAUCAUCCCCAUCCUCCAGCCGUGCCACCAGCCUGGUUAACCAAAACGGUGAAACAUGAACGCAAGCCGCAAGCCAAUUCAGUGCAAGGAGUGCCACAAAUACUAGUCCACAAUGCGGAAGGAGAAAUGAAACAACACAAUAACAGUGCUUCAUCCGCUACACAACGUUCAGUUAUAGUGAUUCAACCAACGUCUGAACCUCAGCCGUCGUGUUCGUUUACACAGCCAUUGCCGCCUCUCCCGGCGCAACCUUCGCAACUAAAACCUGAUAAACAACCGAAAGAAGUAGAGAGCUCCCGGGCACGCUCCUCCGUCAAGGACGACAAGGACGGACACCUGGUGUACUGGCCCGGAUAUGUCAUGGGAGCGAGAUACAAAAUCAUCGAGACUCUCGGUGAAGGCACCUUCGGCAAGGUGGUCGAGGUGAAGGACUUAGAAAUGGAGCACAGGAUGGCUCUGAAGAUAAUUAAGAACGUUGAGAAGUACAGAGAGGCUGCAAAAUUAGAAAUUAAUGUUUUAGAAAAAUUAGCUGACAUUGACCCUGACUGUAAAAAUUUAUGUGUUAAGAUGUUAGACUGGUUCGAGUACCACGGACACAUGUGUAUAGCAUUUGAGAUGCUUGGACAAAGUGUAUUUGACUUCCUGAAAGACAACAACUAUCAACCAUACCCCCUGGACCAAGUCCGGCACAUCGCUUACCAGCUCAUCUACAGCGUGCUGUUCCUGCACGACAACAAACUCACGCACACCGACCUCAAGCCCGAGAACAUCCUGUUUGUUGAUAGCGACUAUGAAGUUGUCAGUGUAUAUAAUAGUUUUAAGAAGAAGCAUGAAAUGCGUCGCGUAAAGCGCAGUGACGUGCGUCUCAUCGACUUCGGCAGCGCAACCUUCGACCACGAACAUCACAGCACAAUCGUCUCGACGAGGCAUUACAGAGCGCCCGAGGUUAUAUUAGAGUUGGGAUGGUCUCAGCCGUGCGACGUGUGGUCUAUUGGCUGCAUCAUGUUCGAGUUGCAGCAGGGCAACACUCUGUUCCAGACGCACGACAACCGCGAGCACCUUGCCAUGAUGGAACGCAUCCUGGGGCCUAUCCCCUGCAGAAUGGCAAGGAAAACGAGAACAAAGUAUUUCUAUCAUAGCAAAUUAGACUGGGAUGAGAAAUCGUCGGCUGGCCGAUACGUCAGAGAGAAUUGUAAACCAUUAUCGAGGUACCUGCAAGGCAACAGUGAAGAACACAGACAGCUAUUCGAUCUGAUCGCGCGCAUGCUAGAGUACGACCCCACGCAACGCAUCACGCUUCGCGACGCGCUCAAACACCCCUUCUUCAGCAAACUACCAGUACACCAGAGGCUAGGAUUCCAGUUUACAAGGCCAUCGUUUCUUAGGCAAUGACCGCGCGCGGUGCAACGGUGAGAGCUCGGGGUCACGUGAGCGCUCGCACUCGCUCAGCAGGUGAGGCACACGCGCAGCCACCCGGCGCCACGCCGGGCCCUGAGCGUGCCCUGACCGCAUCGCAGCGGCCGGACCGGACCGGACCGCGACCGGCUCGACUAUACAUACAUGUACAUUUGUUAUGAAGUGAUAAGUGAUAUAAAUUGAACUGCGUAAUAUAGGCUUUAUUUUGUUGUGAAUCGGUACUUCUCAAUUUGUAUUUAUAAAAUAAUUAAUUAACUACUUGAAUAAAGACUGUUGGUCUGUGAGA
Messenger RNA from Pararge aegeria (speckled wood butterfly), 3423 nucleotides. It is a transcript of the gene Doa, whose product is annotated as dual specificity protein kinase CLK2. The transcript has 12 exons. Gene Ontology annotation, biological process: protein phosphorylation. NCBI's taxonomy places the organism in Eukaryota, Metazoa, Arthropoda, Insecta, Lepidoptera, Nymphalidae. Gene Ontology annotation, cellular component: nucleus. The record is from RefSeq and is a predicted model, not a curated record. Bases 90 to 3113 code for a protein of 1007 amino acids. Gene Ontology annotation, molecular function: protein kinase activity; ATP binding.